GAUCGUUUUAUUCUGAUGCAUUUGUGUUAUAUUUAAGAUAUUUCUGUAUUUUAAGCGUCCAUAAAGUGAUGAGCAGUGCAGAGCUGGGAGUAUGAUCUCUGCGUAAACUUCUCUUCGCCUCUUUAAGUUUCAUUUGUUCAUCAUCCUUCAUUAGAAAUGCAGAUCCUCCUGUACACAGCUGUGUUCCUGUACCUCAGGGAGUCUGCCCGCGCAGAACCGAUCAAAGACAAGUGUCCAACACGGUGCGAUGUGAGUACCUGUCCCAGCCCCAGCUGCCCCAGCGGCUACGUGCCGGACCGCUGCAACUGCUGCCUGGUGUGCGCGCAGGGAGAGGGCGAGCCGUGCGGCCGCAAGGACGACCUGCCGUGCGGGGACGGACUGGACUGCAAACACCCGGCGGGCAAGCGGCUCUCCAAGGGCUUCUGUCGGUGCAAGUACGGCAACGAGGUGUGCGGCAGCGACGGGAAGACGUACGGAAACGUGUGCCAGCUGAAGGCCACCAGCAGGAAGGCUCUGCAGCAGGGACUGCCGAGCAUCAGCCAGAUCCAGAAGGGACCGUGUGAGAGCAGCACAGGUCCUUCAAAUGUUGCCAGUCCUCGUUACAAGUUCAACUUCAUAGCUGAUGUGGUGGAGAAAAUCGCCCCAGCUGUGGUCCACAUCGAACUCUUCCUCAGGCACCCUCUCUUCGGUCGGAACAUCCCUCUGUCGAGUGGGUCAGGGUUCGUGAUGUCAGAUAACGGACUAAUUGUCACCAACGCCCAUGUGGUCUCCAGCACCACACCAGUGUCCGGUCAACAGCACCUCAAGGUCCAGAUGCAUAAUGGGGAUGUAUAUGAAGCCAGUAUCAAGGACAUUGACAAAAAGUCAGACAUUGCUACCAUCAAAAUAAAUUCACAGGUGAAACUGCCUGUACUGUUCCUAGGCCACAGUGCAGACCUUAGGCCUGGGGAGUUUGUGGUUGCAAUCGGCAGCCCCUUCGCCCUCCAGAACACUGUCACCACUGGCAUCGUGAGCACCGCCCAGAGAGAUGGCAAGGAGCUGGGCCUCAGGGACUCUGACAUGGACUACGUCCAGACAGAUGCUAUUAUCAAUUACGGGAAUUCAGGAGGACCUCUUGUUAAUUUGGAUGGCGAAGUGAUUGGCAUCAACACCCUAAAGGUUGCAGCAGGAAUCUCCUUUGCUAUUCCCUCCGACAGGAUAACUCGCUUCCUCAACGAUUCACUCGACAGGCACAGCAAAGAUGUGAGGUCAAUAAAGAAGCGUUUCAUCGGAAUCAGGAUGCUGACAAUUACGCCAGCGUUAACGGAAGAGCUAAAACAGCAGAACCCGGACUUCCCUGAUGUUGCCAGUGGGAUUUAUGUCCAUGAGGUUGUUCCUCACUCACCUGCUCAGAAAGGUGGCAUUAAAGAUGGCGACAUUAUUGUGAAACUGAAUGGGAAACCGCUAAUGACCACAGCUGACCUGCAGGGGGCGCUGCAGGAGGAGACGGCCCUGCUGCUGGAGGUCAGGAGGGACAAUGAUGACCUGUUGUUUAACAUCGAACCUGACGUUAUCAUGCAGUAGAUAUCAGAAACACUGCUCCAAUGCAGAGUUAAACCAACAUCUGAGGCCCUAUUUUUGUGAAAGAUCACAUUGGAUGGUGGAAGCUCUGGACUAGUGGAAUUUUGUCAAGCGCACACAUCUUCUGAUCAACUGGCUGUUAACUGUACCGAAGGAAAAGGAGCCCAUGGGUGACAUGGUGCAAUGCAGUUUUGGUAUCAAGGAUUAACAGCUGUUCCUUCCACCUGGUCUGAGCAUACAAUGUUGGAACAGGUACACACCUAUAAACCCUACAUGAGCCCAAACCCCUUUCAUGUAUUGUUGUUUUUUUUUUACAUUUCUCAACAGUAAACAAAUUUGCUGUACAAGUGCCCUUAAAAAUGUGAUGUUAAAUUCAGCCAAUGAUGGCUGUUAGACUGCAUGUUAUGGUGCACAUCACAAAAAGAUAAAAGCACAGUUGAUGAAUUUACAGUCAAAUUGAUACAUUUUUAGUAAAAAGAAGGUGGUGAUGCAAAAGUUGACAAAAGUCCCAUGACCCCAUUGUAUCCAUGCAAGGGUCCAAUGCUCCAGGACAGAAUCCACAUUGCUUUUUCUUAGAACUGGUUUUCGCUGCACACCAAAAUCCCUCACUCGCCACCCAUUUUGCAGUUCACCUGACCUUCAUCUGAGAUAGAGAUGCCACAAAGGCUCAUGGCCUGCUUCUUAAACCCUCAGCCAUGGCGGCACCCUACACUUGACCCUAAUGUCCUUGGCGAGGACCAAUGGUCCCCCUUACCCAAAUCCAAUUGAAGUAGCUUGCUUCUGAAUUUGCCACCCCAAAUGGAUUUCUUGUGAAGAGGGAGCUGAGCCAGAACAAGCAAAGGUCUUGAUUUACAUCCAAACCCUUAAUCAUUGGCCAUAAACUUUGGAUGAUAACUCUAACCCUAAUUUGCGAGGUGUUAAGGUUAGGGUUAGGAGACCAGAAGAAGCUCAGAGUAGAACCGCUACUUAUCAUAUUGAAAGGCGUACUUGAGGUGGUUUAGGCAUCUGAUUAAGCUCUCUCCAGGAUUCCUCUCUUUUGAGGUUUACUAGCCACUUUCUAAUUGAGAGGAGACCCAGGUGCAGACCAAUAAUCCACUGGAGGGAUUAUACUGUAUACUCCAUCUGGACUGGGUACACAUUAGCCUCCCCAAGGAGAACAGGGAGC
Molecule: messenger RNA, 2725 nt
Organism: Centropristis striata (black sea bass)
Lineage: Eukaryota; Metazoa; Chordata; Actinopteri; Perciformes; Serranidae
Gene: htra3b
Product: HtrA serine peptidase 3b
Exons: 10
Coding region: 157-1563 (468 amino acids)
Biological process (GO): proteolysis
Cellular component (GO): extracellular region
Molecular function (GO): serine-type endopeptidase activity; protein binding
Source: RefSeq, a predicted model, not a curated record